UUGUUUUAAAAGAAAAACUAUUGGGAUUACCUGACAACAAGUGGAAGUUAAGAAAUGAUGCAAUACUUUCUCUUCAUUUAAUAAAGACCCCAAGUGCUAAAACAUCGAUUGAAAAUACACGCAAAAUACACGAUGUAUUAAAAAACAUAGAAAACACAAAUAAACUACAACCUGAAAUGUCAAAUGUGUUAGAUCAGAUUGCAAAACAAGCAGUAGAAGAAACUUGCGACACAAAAUUUAAGGAUAUCGCUACUCAAACAGUAAUUGAAAACGACAUAGUCAAAAAAGCCAUGGAACAAAUAAAGAAUUUGCAAACUGAAAAUAAAAAAUUGAAGGAACUUCUUAGUAGAGAGAAGGAGGAAAAAAGUACAGUUGAAAGAAUUUUUACUGAAGGGCAGUUAAAAAAAUUAAAAACUAAAAAACAAAUUAAGUGGUCAAUUGAAGAUUUUGCCUCAGCAAUUCCUUUGCACGCUGCAGGGGCAAGGUCCUAUCGUUUAUUAAGAAAAAGAGGCUACUUCCUUUCAGCUGUAGGAACGUUAAGACGAUGGGAUUCCAGAUGCUAACGAUAAAUCGUUUACUUGGGUAAACCACGUUUCUGAGGGUGGUUUACUAAAACCAACCCUGGAAUUUGUAACUAAAUGUAGUGAACUGGAACAUAUUUUUCGUACUUAUAAUCACAGUACAUUAAAAAUUAGUAAACAUCAUCUGAAAAACCUAUUAGAAGCCGCAAAACAAGUAAAUCUCAGUGACGACGUAAAAUUACUUUUUUUUAGAUGUAAAAUGUAUUUUAAAAUAAGGAU
Messenger RNA from Diabrotica virgifera virgifera (western corn rootworm), 800 nucleotides. RefSeq lists its product as uncharacterized. The record is from RefSeq and is a predicted model, not a curated record. The transcript has 3 exons. The coding region runs from base 177 to 563 and encodes 128 amino acids. Lineage: Eukaryota; Metazoa; Arthropoda; Insecta; Coleoptera; Chrysomelidae.